CCGGAGUGUUGUUACUACCCCAACUGUUAGGGAGUUUACAAGUUUGUGAGUCUUAAGAACGUUCCAGUCCAACUGUAAUAUCCGUGUAACAGCUGAUUGUAGGCAGUCACAAACACGUCAUUGAUUGAGUUUCGACGCCAGGGUUACUUUCGAUUACAUCGAGAGGCGGAGUGUGUAGAAUCCGCAAUUUUGCUUGAGAAGUGUGUUCGAUCAGACAUUUCCUCCUUAAGUUUCGUCUACUAGCGUCGAAAGUUGUCAGAAUGUCACUCUAUCCAUCCCUGGAGGACCUUAAGGUGGACAAAGUCCUGAAGGCCCAAGCUCAGUUUGCUCAGAGCACUUCCUCCACCCCAGCCAUCUCAGAAGAGCCUUACCAGCCCCAGGAUGCUGGGCAGGGGACAACAGCAUCAGGGCUCUACCCUAACCUGCAGGAGCUGGGAGAGUACAUGGGCCUGAGCCUCAACAGCGAUGAGGUACAGAAGAACCUGGCCCUGGUGCCUGUUGCAGACAAUCAGGUGGCUGUUGCCGGUGCCAUGGGCGUGGCGGGUAUGGUACGACCGGUGACGGGGGCUGACGUCGGGGUGAGGCGGGCCGAGAUCCGACCCGGGGUCCGCGAGGUCAUUCUGUGCAAGGACCAGGACGGCAAGGUCGGGCUGAGGCUGCGGGUCAUCGACAACGGGGUGUUCAUCCAGCUGGUCCAGGCCAACUCCCCGGCGGCACUGGCCGGCCUGCGCUUCGGGGACCAGGUCCUGCAGAUCAACGGACAGAACUGCGCAGGCUGGAGUCUGGACAAGGCUCACAAGGCCCUGAAGGCGGCCGCGGAGCACCGCAUCGAGCUCAUCGUCCGGGACAGGCCAUUCCAGCGCACCAUCACCAUGCACAAGGACAGCUCCGGGCAUGUGGGGUUCAUCUUCAAGUCGGGCCGCAUAACCUCGCUGGUGAAGGAUGGCUCAGCUGCGCGCAACGGCCUGCUGACCGACCACAACAUCUGUGAGAUCAACGGGCAGAACGUCAUCGGGCUCAAGGACUCCCAGAUUAAAGACAUCCUGACCACCUCACCCAAUACCAUGACCAUCACUAUCAUGCCCAAGUUCAUCUAUGAGCACAUGGUGAAGAGGAUGUCCGCUGGUCUCCUGAAGUCAGCAAUGGACCACUCCGUGCCUGAGGUGUGAGGGUCUGAGAGGAGCGUGGCCCUCGAGCCUGCAGCCAUUCUCUGAGCAUUCCCGUUGGGGCUUUUAUUUCACAUGGGAUCUCUCCCUGUACUGAAAAAAAAAACAACUUCCUUUAUCACAAUCAUCACCAUCAUCGUCAUCAUCAUCAUCAUCAUCGUAACCAUAACAUAUCUCAGAAGUUGCCUCUCUCAUUGUAGUUCAGUGUUCUUGUGUUUCUAGUCCUUUUUGAUUUUUUCUUUGUCAUUGUUUACUUGUCAUUUUUAUAUAACCUACCAUUAUAUUCAAGUAUAGUUACUUCUGUUUUUUUUUUUUUUUUAUUUGACAACACACCUUUUUUAAUCUGUCACAGAUUGUCAUAGUUCAGAGCUUCCGUAAAGAAAGAAGAAAAUGUGUGUCUGCCGUUUUUGUCAUUCCGCUAAUUUUCAGGGCCAGUGCUGAGAAAGUGAAGAAUCGACAGGGUAGGUUCUAUACUGUCUGCUCUGAAUUUGACAGAUGGUUGCUGGAGUAAGUGUCCUUGAGUCUUUCAUUGUAAGUGCAUUAUCCACCAAGUGCCCCUUCAGUGAUAGGUUAGGUGAUUCCGAGGCUUCUCUAGAUUAAAGUGCACCAGAUACUACCUUAUCAUAGUGAUCCAUAAAAAAAAUAGUGUCAAGCUUUCAACUUAGGUCUUACUACUUGCAAGUUAAAUGCAGGAAAAAUGUUCAUUUGAACCUACCAAGCACAUGUAUAGCUGGGUAUGUCAAACAAAACACUUUUCUGUGGUGUUUCUUUUUUCUUUUGGAGAACAGCUAAAGGUGCCCUUUAAGAUUGACUCAUUCAGAUAUGUUGGACAAGACUGAAAUAAUUUAGACAAAGUGAAUCCCAGAAAAUUGUACCUAGGUUCUUUUCAGUCUACAGCCAAAUAACAUGUAUCCUUUUUUGAAGUGUGUUUUAGAUAUAUAUUCUUUGACAGCUGUUGCAGUCAGUCAGUAAAAUAUUAGAACGUAAAAUUUAUAUGCAAGUGUAACCUCAAAAUAAUUAUAAGAAUAAAAGACUUCUUGUCAAUA
This is a messenger RNA of Megalops cyprinoides (Indo-Pacific tarpon), 2212 nucleotides long. It is a transcript of the gene sdcbp2, whose product is annotated as syndecan binding protein (syntenin) 2. Bases 261 to 1169 code for a protein of 302 amino acids. Gene Ontology annotation, molecular function: protein binding. The record is from RefSeq and is a predicted model, not a curated record. The transcript is spliced from 9 exons. Lineage: Eukaryota; Metazoa; Chordata; Actinopteri; Elopiformes; Megalopidae. Gene Ontology annotation, cellular component: cytoplasm; plasma membrane.